AAUAAUGGCGGCAAAAACAAAGGCCUUGCCGAUGAAGUCGCCGGUUUUUCAAGGGUUUUUCCGAUAUUUCGGCUUAAUUUCUGCACUGAUUUUGAGUCUAUAUGCACGAAAUGCAAGCGGGUUUAACUUGGACGAUAAAUUUGAAGAAGAACUUCUUAUAAAACCACUGAACAACGAUUUUGUUUACGCUUAUUUUCAAUUCACAACCACUUGGAAUGUACCAUUUGAAGCCCAAUCUUUUCAAAAUUGUCACCUCUUUCCCCGAGUCUUGGGUGAAGUUUUGGGGCAGUACAACGUCCAAGAGCUGCAUCUCAGUUUGACGCAAGGGCUCUGGAGACAUGAAAAGUAUGGUUACCCAGUGCUGGACGCCCCGGCUGGAACAGAGAUUUGGGCUUGGUUCAAAGAGGGAACUAAAGAUGUGAACAAAUCUUGGAAAAUGUUGACCAGCGCUCUGUCCGGCUUAUUUUGUGCUUCACUAAAUUUUGUCGAGCCUCUGAAUACCUUGAGCCCUAACCUAAGCUUUGCUCCAACUGGAGCUGUUUCUUCUAACCUGUCUUCAAACUCGUCACUGCUUCGGUACUCUACUCUGCCGAGAGAAGUUGUCUGCACUGAAAAUCUCACACCAUGGAAGAAACUGCUACCUUGCGACUCUAAAAGAGGACUUGCAACUCUAUUGAAUGCUGGCCAUAUUUACAACACCAACUACCAUUCUUUGGGAAUCCAUGUUCGGCCUAUUUGUAGGGACGUUGCUUGUGAAACAACUUCUGUAGAACUUAAGCAAACGGUAUCUCUUGUGUACGACAUGCUUCAAGUUGGUUCUCAGGGCAGAGACUGGUCCUUUAGAAAGCUCUUUGGUCAAGGUCUAAGCGGCCCUUGUCCUCUCGCCACUGGCAGCAGAGUUUUUGUUGAUGUCACGCAAAACAGGUCAAUAUUUGACUUCCAACUGCGUCCCGAGCCAUCAGAGAUUCUCACAAGCAUUCGUGGAGGCUCGACCAGCAAGUUAGCCCUUUAUGAUAUCAAGCAAAUGCACUUUUUUUCACUCAUGAAUGUGGCUGCUGCAUAUUCCGGAGAAAAACUAGAGCAUGUCAACAUUGCACCAGUUUUGUACGCUAACAGAUACAUCAUAGGAUACGGACAAGAAAACGGCGGCAUCGUCACCAAAGUUGUGAACAAUCACUGGCAGCCGCUGGACAUCAUUUAUAUGGAAAACAUUCCUUGGUUCCUGCCAGUUUACCUGCACACCUUGCGUGCAGAGGUCAAUGGUCGCCAACUGACCCCUUAUUCCAUUAACUACGUUCCAGGCAGAGAACGAGAGCGACCUUACCAGUUGGAAGUUGCUUUGAGGAUUCCGGCCCGAAGCACCACCACCUUGAGCAUUUCGUUUGACUACAUUUUCCUCAAGUGGCAAGAGUACCCCCCAGAUGCAAACCAUGGAUUUUAUGUUGGCGCAGCUGUUAUCACUUCUGCACUGCCAGUGGCACGGAAUUACACUGGGGUGCCUUACGACAGCAGCACUUUGAUGUCGAGUAUAAACGCAUCUCGUUCAACUGGUUACCCUGUGCAUAUUCGAACUGAAAUAAUUCUCGUCUCACUACCGACGCCAGACUUCAGCAUGCCCUACAAUGUGAUUUGCCUGGCGUGCACUGUUGUGGCUCUUGCAUUUGGCCCCCUUCAUAAUAUCACCACAAAAAGGCUGUUGUUAAAAGAUGUUGAAGACAAUAAAGGAUUUCUAGAGAAGCUCAAGGACAAGUUUAGGAAGAAAGCAGUUGAAGAGGAAAAGCAGUCCGAAGCCAAUGAGAAAGCUGACUGAAAGAUUAUUUAAUUUUCCAUUGCCAAGUCAUUAAUUUUUUAAGUUGUCAUUUGUGUUAUUACAAUUUUUCGUAAAUUAUAAUGGUGCGUUUUAUUGAUUCUCUCCCGGAUUUAUGUAAAAAUAAAACUAAU
Neocloeon triangulifer is the source of this 1941-nucleotide messenger RNA. It is a transcript of the gene PIG-T, whose product is annotated as GPI transamidase component PIG-T. Gene Ontology annotation, biological process: attachment of GPI anchor to protein. Gene Ontology annotation, cellular component: GPI-anchor transamidase complex. Lineage: Eukaryota; Metazoa; Arthropoda; Insecta; Ephemeroptera; Baetidae. The record is from RefSeq and is a predicted model, not a curated record. Bases 5 to 1810 code for a protein of 601 amino acids. The transcript is spliced from 9 exons.